Ostreobium quekettii is the source of this 729-nucleotide messenger RNA. Lineage: Eukaryota; Viridiplantae; Chlorophyta; Ulvophyceae; Bryopsidales; Ostreobiaceae. The record is from the annotation of a GenBank genome assembly.
AUGGCCCUCCGCCCGGCCUUGGCGCUGUUGCUGCUGGCCUUCGCGGCGCCCGCGCGCGCAGGUGGGUCGCUGAGGGCGCUCUCCAUCUUCGGCGGCGGCGGCUGCAGCAGCCCGUGCGAUUGCCUGGGCACGUGCGGCACUCCCGCCGCGGAGGCGCUGAGCGUCUGCAGCGGCCGGGACGGGUGGUUCAGCAACAAGGAGGAUGUGAUCCAAGGGCAGGAGAGGGAGAACUGCGGGUGGCUGGGCGGGGACGUCGCGGUGUGCAGGACGGCCUGGGGCAAGCAGCAAGGCGGCGACGAGGUGCUGGAGCUCGCGCGUGAAUCCGCCCUGGCGUGCAUGGGCUGCACCGCUGGCUGCGCGGCGUGCGCCGGAACGGCCCUGGCGGCUGGACUCACGAGAGAGGUCACAGAGCAAAUGGCCACGCUGACGAGCGAGAUCAUCAGGAGCCUGCGUGAGGGCGGGACAGAGUUUGCGGCCAGGAUGGAGGCAAGCGUGACGGCCUUCCUGGGGGACUUCGUGCUGGGGCACAUGGAGAACGUCCUGAGCGGCGACUUCAGCGGCCUGUUCUCGAACUCCUGCAUUCCGGGGGCCAGCGGGCUCGACCUCGGGGUGCGCGCCGGGGUGGCGUAUUACGGCGGAGAAAACUGCGUCUGUGGCGCGUGCGUGCCCGCGCUGAACGCCAUGAGGCCGUGGGUAUCGUGGUACAUUCGGGCCAGGGAUUCCUGCUAG